Molecule: messenger RNA, 1890 nt
Organism: Tilletiaria anomala UBC 951
Lineage: Eukaryota; Fungi; Basidiomycota; Exobasidiomycetes; Georgefischeriales; Tilletiariaceae
Exons: 4
Coding region: 465-1838 (457 amino acids)
Biological process (GO): glutathione biosynthetic process
Cellular component (GO): glutamate-cysteine ligase complex
Molecular function (GO): enzyme regulator activity; glutamate-cysteine ligase catalytic subunit binding
Source: RefSeq, a predicted model, not a curated record
GCACGUUAGCUGGAGCUCCGUACCUUAUGUAAGGUUCCCAACGCGGAUGUAAGAGCCGCGCGGUGCAGCCACAAUUUCAGACGAUGCUUGCCUAGCAAGCAGGCAAAACGAAGAAGCAUUGGAGCGAACGACUUCGUAUCCAUCGAUGAUGGGCAAUACGGCGUACAUCUACUUCGUCGCCCUUCGACACGCUGUCCUCAGCGUGCUUGUUAACAACUUACGUCCUGCCUUGCUACUAGCUGGGCGAUCCCCUCUGGACAACCUCAGGCGGACGACCCUGCUACCCUGCGCUUCUGGACGCGGGCGACCGUGGGAAAGCGUUUCUCGGGACUCGAGAGAAUCUCCACAGAUCGGCGCGCUCCCUUCAAAGGGUCGACAGGCACCGCAGCGAUUACCGAUCAUCGAUCAGCACAACCUGAAGCAGACCCCGUGCAGCAUCCCUGCGUAGUACCACCUUACUAAACAUGCGUGCAGCAACGAUAGCGCCGACGCCAAUGCGUGCGCUCAUCCUGCACACGCACGAUGUCGCGCGCUCGUUGAAGCCGUCUGUCGAUGGAGAGCUGGCCAAUGCUCUGCACGAAACGCUGCACUUUGCGCUCGAUGGCCGCGAGGAAGAUUGGGGGAUCAGAGAUGACGAGGACGAACGCCGGUGUGGGCCGAGCACCGCAAGCGGGAAUGGACCCAACUCUGCAUCUGGGCGUGCCACUAUAGGUGUGAACGGCAGCGUGUCAGCGCAGGAUCCUCAAGCAGACGCAGAAGAAGAAGAAGACUAUGAAUCGCUACCGCCAGCUCGAUCGGGCUUUUUCCUAAGCUCCAAUCCAGAGCGACCAUACAUCUCUUAUGCUUGGAAUGAACGUUCACAAACGCUCACGCUCCCGAAUCCAGUAGUAGUAGCGAACCCGACAACGCAAGAUCCCUGCAGUCCAGAAAAUCGGUCCGAGUUCGACGUCACUGCCAAGUUCUUCUACCUCGAUGAUGCACACGCCAGCGGUCAAGACGCACGAGAGGAGCGGUUCCCGGUCGCGUACAUCGAUGAUGCGCUCAAGCGCUUGACGAUGAGCACGUCGCUUAUCACCAUCGACACCUUCAUCGUCUCCUUCCCCACUCUGCGCCUCGAUAUUGGAGGAUCGAAGUCCUGCUGCGGCUCCGCCCAUGAUGAUCAACGUGGGAACGCAACGUGCACAGCAGGGUCCGCGACGCCGGGGGCAUUGCCGUCCGAUGGAUGUGGUAUUACGCCCUGCACCAACUUGUCUAGGAGCGCAGCACUGGCCAAUCAUUCGAAAGCAACAGUAGGCGUGAUAUCGGGGCGCGCAUCGUCUUCCGACCACACACACAAGCUGCGAGAGGAUAUACAGGCCGUCAAACAAGUUUGGGAGGCUAUCUCGCCAAAUCCACAACUUGUCUCCCUAGGCAUCGCAGAUAUCUCUCUUCCCGCUCUGCAGCAGCUUCUAUCCUCCUCCGAUGCUUCGACGUCUGGAAAGAAUGCCAUCUCAAGAGGAGAGACGGCGCUGCCGUCAGACGCAACGGUUCCGUCAGCGGCGCGGAAGCCUCGCCUCGUCACUGUCAACGUCAAGGGGAAUCCCUGUGCUAUAGACAAGGAGCUCAAUGCGUGGUGUGAGAAGCAGGACAUGCUGCUUGUUGCGCACAAUGAUCAAAGAGACCUCUUACCGGCACGAACGUUACCAGCGUUGUUGCAAGAAUUCGAGCACGAUCUGCCACAUCCUGCGCCUGUGGAAGGUCGGCUGCGUCCGCGGUGGGUUCUCAAGUACUCGACUGUGAUCCGAGAGCGUGGGAUUUUGGCAGACAAAGGAUACAUUGUGUACGCAGAAUGGAUCUAAUCGUAACUGCGUGCAGCCCCCACCGUAUUGUAUAAAUACUUUCGAUAGCGUC